Molecule: messenger RNA, 543 nt
Organism: Symbiodinium sp. CCMP2592
Lineage: Eukaryota; Dinophyceae; Suessiales; Symbiodiniaceae
Source: the annotation of a GenBank genome assembly
AUGGCGCUUUUGCAGGCCCGACCCGGGAAGAAGCUGGAGCUGGCCAAGCAGGCAAGGACAGUGGGUUGCAUCGUCUUUUUUUUUGGUUGUGCUCUUCCGGAAAAGGAGACGGCCCUCGUGAAGGGUGGCUUCGUGCAUGUGCCCAGCAGCUUCAAAGCACCGUGGGCUUAUGGAGGCAGUCGUGUCAUCAUGCUUGGUUCACACGGCAACACCAUGGCAGUCCUGUCAGGUGCUGCGAAGCCUCAGGGGGUGCAGGUGGCCGGCUUCCUCACGGAAGACGGGAUCGCUUCGCAAGCCAUGGAGACGGCGAACAAGAUGGCUGGUGUCAUGAGCGACCACAUCGCCCUGCAGCGGGACCAGCUGCGAGUUCAGGAGCGGAUGUGGGCACCCGGCCAGGGCCAGUUGUCUCAGGCCAUGCACAGGACUCGUGGUGGGACCAGGAAUGGACCUACCGCAAGAGGCAUCGACGUGGGUGAGCAGGGCGGCCCAUGCGAUGAGCCGAUCCUGGUCAAGCAAGGAUGCAAUAUCCAAGCGGCCUCGUGA